Molecule: messenger RNA, 1380 nt
Organism: Aureobasidium melanogenum CBS 110374
Lineage: Eukaryota; Fungi; Ascomycota; Dothideomycetes; Dothideales; Saccotheciaceae
Product: PGX, glycoside hydrolase family 28 protein
Exons: 2
Coding region: 1-1380 (459 amino acids)
Biological process (GO): carbohydrate metabolic process
Molecular function (GO): polygalacturonase activity
Source: RefSeq, a predicted model, not a curated record
AUGCUGUUUCAACCUCUCUUAGUCACGACUCUUUUGAGUGCCAUCACAGCUGUUGCCUCGCCGACAUGGUCUGCCCAGCAGGAAUACACCAAACAUCUUCCGAAGAGUGUCUCUAAGCAUCAAGGGACACGUCCAAAGACGGAUAUCUCACCCAAGAAGCCUUUCAAGCCAUUCCCUUCUUCACCCUCCAGAAAUAGAGUCUGUUACGUCAGCUCUCACAACGACGGCGUGACAGACGACUCGAACUACAUUCUUUCUGCCAUCAACAAGUGCAACAACGGUGGUCAUGUCAUCUUCUCGGAAGGUCAGAAAUAUGUCAUCGGCACAGCCUUGAACCUGACCAACCUCAACCACAUCGAUAUCGACAUCCAAGGCUAUGUCCAAUUCACCAACGAUACCGACUACUGGCAAGCGAACGCUUUCAAACAAGUCUUCCAAAAUGCCACAACAUUCUUCCAGCUCGGUGGAAAUGAUGUGAAUGUAUAUGGCGGAGGCUACCUUGACGGCAACGGCCAGGUCUGGUAUGACUUGUAUGCUCAGAACAUCUACAUUUUGAGACCUGUUCUGUUUGGUGUUGUUGGCUUGCUCAACUCGACUAUUCAGAACUUGAAUCUGCGAUACAGUCCGCAGUACUAUAACUGGGUCGCCAACAGCACCAAUGUCCUGUUCUCGAACAUUUCAAUUUCAGGAUACAGCCAGAGCAAGAAUGUGGCUAAGAACACUGAUGGAUGGGACACCUACCGCAGCGACAACAUCGUCAUCCAAAACUCAGUAAUAAAUAACGGCGAUGACUGUGUCUCAUUCAAGCCCAACAGCACCAACAUGCUAGUUCAGAACCUUCAAUGCAACGGCAGUCAUGGCAUCAGUGUUGGAUCUCUCGGCCAGUAUCCCACCGAGACCGACAUAGUAGAGAACGUCCUCGUCUACAACAUCUCCAUGUCCAACGCCAGCGACGGCGCCCGCAUCAAAGUUUGGCCAGGCUCCCCCGCCGCCCUCUCUGGAGACCUCCAAGGCGGAGGCGGCAAAGGCCGUGUCAACAACAUCACCUACGACACCAUGAACAUCAACAACGUCGACUACGCCAUCGAAGUCACACAAUGCUAUGGCCAGAAGAAUUUGACUGCUUGCAAUGAGUUUCCCUCCAAAUUGACCAUUUCGAAUAUCGUCAUGAAGAAUAUUCAUGGCACUACCAGCUCCAAGUACAGUCCGAUUUCUGGAUAUGUGGUUUGUAGCAGUCCGAGUGUUUGCACUAAUAUCGAGCUGUCGGAUAUCAAUGUUAGUAGUCCGAAUGGCACCGUCAAUGAGUUUUCUUGUGGCGAUGUGGAUCAGAGUUUGUUGCAAGGCAUUCAGUGUACUUCUAUCAACAAGGGGUACAACUGA